Messenger RNA from Centropristis striata (black sea bass), 2845 nucleotides. RefSeq names its product LMBR1 domain containing 2a (gene lmbrd2a). Gene Ontology annotation, biological process: adrenergic receptor signaling pathway. The record is from RefSeq and is a predicted model, not a curated record. NCBI's taxonomy places the organism in Eukaryota, Metazoa, Chordata, Actinopteri, Perciformes, Serranidae. Bases 173 to 2236 code for a protein of 687 amino acids. The transcript is spliced from 18 exons. Gene Ontology annotation, cellular component: membrane.
GUAUGGUUAUUACGUAAUGUAGUUUCAAAGGUUGUGUACAUUUGCCUGACUGCUCCACGUCUGAAGGACACAAUGUGACAGUAAAUUCAGGCAGUUUAAGCUUCAGUCUGACAGAAGAAACCCAAAAGUGUGUCAUCAUGAGUUCUUGACCUCCGUCUGUUCAUUCAUCACUAUGAGUGGUGCUGCGCUGGCUGUCGUGGUCGUAGUUGUUUUCCUCUUGGCCCUCUACCUCCUCCAGCGAUAUGGAGAUUUGCGGAGGCAGCAGCGGAUGGUUCUGUUGGGGACGUUGCUGUCCUGGUACCUCUGCUUCCUCAUUGUCUUCAUCCUGCCGCUCGACGUCAGCACGACUAUCUACAAGCAGUGCAUUCUGGACAAUUCAGACCACCCUACUCCUGUAACUCGAGGGAGACGCACUAAUCAGACAGACAGCGACUCCUCUGUUUAUCCAACUGUCAGUGUACCAAAGGUGUGUGAGGAACCAUGGAGUUAUAUCCCAGAUGGCGUCCUACCGGUGUUCUGGAGAGUUGUUUACUGGACUUCCCAGUUUCUUACUUGGCUGCUGUUGCCCUUCAUGCAAUCUUACGCACGGGCUGGAGCUUUCUCCAGAGUUGGAAAGAUUAAAACAGCACUCUUUGAAAAUGCUCUCUAUUAUGGCACCUACCUCCUUAUCUUCAUCUCUCUGCUCAUCUAUGUGGCAGUUCACCCAAAGUGGAAAUUUACAUGGAGAGAACUCCAGACCAUCGGCAUCACAGCCGCCAACACCUGGGGCCUCUUCCUCCUGGUGCUGCUGCUCGGCUACGGCCUGGUGGAGAUCCCACGUUCUUAUUGGCUCUCAUCCUCCCAUGGUUACCUGCUGGCCAAGACCUACUUCAAGGCAGCAAAAAUGGCUACUGAGAAGGCAUCGGCUGAGGAAAACCUUGCUGAUGUUAUGGAGGAAGUGGCAGGUGUCCAUGAGUCUGUCAGGUACAACCACAACCUCAGGAAGUGUGUGGACACCAUUAUCACAAAGUGUCCCACUGAGUACCAAGAGGAGAUGGGAAGAAAAGUGGAAAGCUCUUGUGGUGAACAGAAUGUCCUUCCCACCAAAAGAGGGCUCAUUAAGCUUCAUAAAAAAGUCAUCUCUGCAGUGCAGAGGUACAGUCAGACUCAGGUUCAGUGGUCUAUCUUGUUAGACCAGGCCUUUCAUCUAGAAGAUGUAGCUAAAAGUGAGACCAGCCCGGUCCGACACUUCACUCACAGCUUCCCCUCAGAACAUCCCCACAGCUGGAUCCAUCGCUUCAUCUACACUCCUGCUGUGGAGUGGUACUGGGAGUGUGUGUUCAGGCAGGGUUUCUACAGGCUGCUGGCAGUCCUCCUGUGUCUCCUCUCAGCAGCAGUUGUCUGGUCCGAGUGCACCUUCUUCAGCACACACCCUGUCCUAUCCCUCUUUGCUGUUUUUGUUCAGAUGGCUGAAAAACAACACAACUACAUUUGUAUCGAGGUGGUGUGCUUUGUCAGCAUCCUCUUCCUGUGUGUCUGUGUCUACUCCACAGUGUUCAGGAUACGAUUUUUCAACUACUAUUACCUGGUGCCACAUCACCAGACUGAUGCUUACAGCCUACAGUUCAGCGGCAUGUUGUUUUGUCGUCUGACCCCUCCUUUAUGCCUCAACUUCCUGGGGCUGAUUCACAUGGACUCUGCCAUCUCACACCAGGACAGAAUACAGACAUCCUACACCUCUAUCAUGGGCUCGAUGCGUGUACUGUAUUUCAUAUCUGAUGGGUUCUACAUCUACUACCCCAUGCUGGUACUGCUGCUGUGCUUUGCCACUUUUUACAGCCUGGGCUCUCGUUGUUUGAAUCUCCUCGGCUUUCAUCAGUACAUCACUGAUGACCACUUGACCUCUGACCUGGUGGAUGAAGGCAGGGAACUCAUCAGAAGAGAAAGAAGAAAAAGACAGAAAGCUGAGGAUGGAGAAAAUCGAAGAUGGGCCUGGAGGGAGCGAUAUGCAGUUCAGGGGGCUAAUGGGCGGACCAGAGCUGGUUACACUGAGUUGAAGGAUAACCAGAACAGCCCUGUCACAGAGAUCAAGAGUAGUGUGGUCACAUUCAACAGAAGAGAUAGAGAGGAAGAGGAGCAGCGGAGAGGCUUACUGCGAGAUAAUUCAAGUGACGAAGGUUCACCAAGCAGAAGAUCCACUGGAGGACGUUACCUGUCUUUGUCACCUUCUCGGACGGGUAUCUUUGACGAUGUUUGAUAGACAGAAGACAUUAAAAAACUGCUGGAAAAGGGACUAACGAAUUCUCCAAGGAAGUCUGAAUGCAAAGGAUUACACGGUUUCUCUGGAAAUGAAGAGGGAGAUAAUGUAUCUGAGACAUGGACAUACAACCAGUUGUAAUCAUUAUUCACUGAAAGAGAACACAAACUGUGAUCAACUUUCUGUGUAUAGCCAAUUCCUUUCAAAUAUAUUUUUUAUAUUGUCUUUUAAGAAAUAUGGUUUUACAGGUGUGGACUGAUGAACAGUGAAAUCAAUGGCAGUUUUGUGCCUUCAGUAACUGGGGAUAAUCACACAUGACAUGGAAUUUUAUUGAUGUUUAAAUAUUUCAACACACCAGGUGAUGUAUUUUAUUUUUUAAUUAAAUGGCUCACUGUGUAAACUGUGAAACAAAACAAAAUGAAAAUGGAUCCAUUUACUCAAAGGGAAAAUAUGAAUAGCCUAACUUAUUUCUUGGUGGAUAUUUCAAGUUAGGAAAGGCUUGACUUGUUUGUAUGUCAUGUUGUCUACAGCCAGUUAUUUUCUGUAAAGGUGUGUAUGUUUUGUAUUUGUUUGUCUAAAAUUAUAAUGCAUUAAAAUAUACCAAUUUUA